This is a messenger RNA of Rosa chinensis, 3847 nucleotides long. RefSeq names its product nephrocystin-3. The coding region runs from base 58 to 1701 and encodes 547 amino acids. Gene Ontology annotation, biological process: chloroplast organization. NCBI's taxonomy places the organism in Eukaryota, Viridiplantae, Streptophyta, Magnoliopsida, Rosales, Rosaceae. Gene Ontology annotation, cellular component: chloroplast. The record is from RefSeq and is a predicted model, not a curated record. The transcript has 12 exons. Gene Ontology annotation, molecular function: protein binding.
CUCAUUAUCUCUUUCGCUCCGAGUUUCGGCUUUCACAGUUCUGCAACUCCUCCUCUAAUGGCAGCUUCUCUUCUUCUCCCUUCUCACUUCUUCAACACCUACAGGAUAAGCAAACUGUGCUUACAUCACAUGCAGUCAGCAAACUCACACAAAGGCAUCACUUGCUUAUUCCCUGUUAGAGCACUGGCCUCAAGGUCUUUUGCUUCUGUUGGGUCAGUAGAAAAUCAUGUUUCAGCUCCAAACAAAACUCACAGGUCUGAAGGUUCUAAAACAUCCGAUGGGACGGAGAAUGAUUUCGAGAGAGAGUUACAAGAGUUGUUUGAUGAAGUGAAAAUGUUGGUUAUGAACGGGAAUAAAGAUGAUGCAGUAGACUUGCUUCGAGCGAAUUAUGAGGCUGUGAAGGAGAGGAUGGAUGCCGGUGUUAGAGGCAUUGAGGAAGCUGCUACCAUUGACAUCAUAGCUCUAGGGUAUAUGGCUAUUGGCGACUUUAAGUUUGUCGAGUCAUUACUGGAUAUGUUGAAUGAGAUUGUUGGCAGUCUAAAGGAUGAUGAACCACUGCUGGAUUCAGUUCUGGUGCAUAUGGGAAGCAUGUAUUCAACUUUGGCGAAGUUUGAGAAAUCAAUGCUUGUAUAUAGGAGGGCAAUUGAUAACAUGGAGAACAUGUAUGGGAAAAAUAGUGUUUUUCUUAUCACACCAAUUUUGGGCAUGGCGAAAGUUCUCAGUUCUAUUGGAAGGACUACAAAAGCAGUAGAGUUAUACCAUCGUGCAAUAACUCUUCUUGAAUCUAGCAGAGGUGCUGAAAGUGAGGAUUUGGUCAUACCUUUGUUUGGUCUUGGCAGCCUUUUACUCAAACAAGGGAAACCUAUUGAGGCAGAAACUCCUUUUCUAAGAAUUUUAAAUAUAUACACAAAGUUGUAUGGAGAAGACGACGGAAGAGUUGGAAUGGCUAUGAGUUCCCUGGCCCGUGCGAAGUGUGCAAUGGGAAAGGCAAAUGAAGCAAUUGAUUUAUAUAAAAAGGCUCUUAAAGUCAUCAAGGAUUCCAAUUAUAUGGCUUCAGAUGACAGCAUAGUGGAGAAGAUGCGGAUAGAUUUGGCAGAAUUACUUCAUGCUGUUGGAAGGGGAAAGGAAGGCCGAGAGCUACUGGAGGAAUGCUUGCUGAUCACUGAGAAACACAAAGGCAAAGAGGACCCCAGCUCAGUGACACACCUUAUCAAUCUCGCAACUUCGCAUUCGCGCUCAAAGAACUAUGUGGAGGCUGAGCGCUUGCUGAGGACGAGUUUGCAGGUCUUGGCAAAGACAGUGGCACCCGAUGACCAAUCCAUCUCGUUCCCAAUAUUGCACCUCGCCGUUACUCUCUACCAAUUAAAACGGGAUGAAGAAGCAGAACAGCUCGCCCUCCAGGCUUUGCACAUUCGUGAGAAAGCAUUCGGAAAGGACUCCCUUCCCGUUGCGGAGGCUCUCGACUGUCUGGUGUCAAUCCAAACUAGAUUGACAAGGGACGACGAAGCGUUACUAGAUCAGCUGGAGAGGGUUUUGAGCAUCCAAGAGAAAGAGUUCGGCCCCGAGAGCAAGGAGGUUUUGACAACCCUAAAAAAAGUUGUACAUUACUUGGACAAACUAGGCAGGAAAAACGACAAGCUCCUCUUGCAGAAAAGGCUCUCCGCCCUUAGAUCAAAAUUCAAGCAACAAAUCCAACAAUAAUAGUAAUCAAAACAUCAUGGUUUAGUCUCACAAUUCGCAGCCUUGCAUUGCUCAUAAAGUCAAAUACACUAAUGUAUCACCGUGUUUAACUUUGCGUCACGCAACGGAACGGUCUUACACAACCGUCGUUUUCCUACCAUUUCCGACACGUCGUUUCUCUUCUAAGUGUUGGUUGGAGAGUGAUGUGAGAUAUUUAGGGCCAUGAUGUCCAUAUCUCUAUGGUCCUAUUUUCUAACUUGCCCAUUUGUUGAGGAACAUUUCGUCAUGGGUACAAGAUAGUGAGUUACACCAAUUACGGUUAACUGUGACCACUACGGUUUUUCCCACCAAAAUAGGACAACCGUCUCGAAGCGCAAGGUUUACAAGUACACAAAUCACAGAAGUAGUGUCGUAUAGUUGAGCCUUCUGCCGAAAGCAAAACGGUGAAGUAGGAGCCAAGAAAGGAGGGUCUUCGUCUAUGUCUGUAUCUCUGUCUUUAGAUCUCGGAAAACGUAUGCAAAAUCCAGAAGACAGAACCCAUCUGUUUUUUUAAAGAUAGAUAAGGGUAAUGGCAGCAGCCGAAGCACGGACUGGAUGGCAGCAUAGAGCGAAUUGUUGUUUUGCCCAAGACAAUGUGAGGAGUGCUCAAAGAUUUGCGCGUCACCCGUCAUCGUCUUCCUCAACAGAAUCUGAUAGUGCUCCUGAGAAUGCUUCGUAUGGGAUUGAUCACCUUAUCCCAGAUUGCAUGCCUUAUAACUCAAAUCCGGAGCUAACACCCAGCACUAGGUGGUGGUUGAACCUGGAACCUAACUUUGGGCCUCAGAAGGAAUUUAUCUAUGAUCAGCAAAAGAGCCUGGACGCUGAACUUGAAGUUUUGAAUUCUGGAUAUAUUAAUAAAACUGCCAUCAUAAGUGAUUAUUAUCAGUGCAAGGAGGUAUUUAGUACUCAGAGUGAUAGUGAGAAGGGUGUCAACAGUUUUGUGGAGAAACCAUGCAAGGUUUCAGUCACUUCUCCGAGAAAUGACCCGAGUAAGAGAAUGCAAGAACUCAAGGCUGGAAUUGGUGAUGGUCUGCAGCUGCCUAAGAAAAGGGACACAGGGGAGUUUUGGUACUCCGAUGAUGAUUUCAUGAACUUGGAUUCUUUCAGUAGCUUGGAUUCUGAACAAAACAAAAAGCUGUCUCCCGAUUUGGAUUCCCAAUGGGUGGGAAGUGAGAAGUCUGAACCCUGGUGGCGCUCUGCUGGUAAAGAUGAGUUGGCUUCCUUGGUUGCUCAGAAAUCACUUGAAAAUGUUGAGAAUUGUGAUCUUCCACGGCCCCAGAUUAAGCAUAGUAGGAUGGGUCCUAUCGCUUCUACAAAGUUUCCUGACCCUAAUUUGUCCUUAGAUCAGAUGACUGAACUGGGAUUGUCCAAUGUCACCACUUAUACUCAGGGAAGCUUUACUUCAGGUCACUCAAUCUAUGAUUCAGACAGUCCACUAAGCCACAACAAUGAUCAUACUGCAACCAACCAAGAUGAGCGAGACGAUGAACGAAGUAAAGCUCAGCUGCUGGAAGCUUUGUGUCAUUCUCAAACACGAGCUAGGAAAGCUGAGAAAGCUGCACAGCAGGCCUAUACAGAGAAGGAGCACAUCAUCAGUCUCUUUUUCAAACAGGCAUCACAGCUGUUUGCCUACAAGCAGUGGCUCCAUUUGCUGCAAAUCGAGAACUUUUGCCUGCAGCUUAAUAAAAAAGAUGGCUUACCAUGGUCCCCAUACAAAGGCAGGCCCAUGAAGAAGAAGGCUCACCGCAGGGCUGGAAAGAGGAGCGGCAGCAGGCCAAGGUAUGAGAUCAGCAAGGGUGCUGUUGCUUUUGCAGUAGGAUUAGGUCUUGCCGGUGCAGGCUUGCUCCUCGGAUGGACUAUGGGGUGGUUGUUUCCAACUGCUUAAAUUUCUCUUUAUCUUCACCAUUACCUUUGUUUAGUAUCAUACUCGAGUGGUAAUUACUAUUCCUUGUUUAUAUAGGAUUUCAAUGUCAGAUUAGCUCCUUUUUCAUCACCUCUAAGUAAGCAUUUCACUUGUUUAGAUUUGUUGAUUGUGUAAAUACAAGAACAGGUAUUUAUUUUCACGUUGUAAGAAGUGUGUAAUUAAUUUUAUGCAUUUUAGCCAAUCUUUCUCUCCCUUUUAUGUGAA